This is a messenger RNA of Exophiala bonariae, 627 nucleotides long. RefSeq lists its product as uncharacterized. The transcript has a single exon. Gene Ontology annotation, cellular component: plasma membrane. The coding region runs from base 1 to 627 and encodes 208 amino acids. Gene Ontology annotation, molecular function: transmembrane transporter activity. Lineage: Eukaryota; Fungi; Ascomycota; Eurotiomycetes; Chaetothyriales; Herpotrichiellaceae. The record is from RefSeq and is a predicted model, not a curated record. Gene Ontology annotation, biological process: transmembrane transport.
AUGGAUAGUUCAAGGUCUCUGAUCUCUCAAUCAUGUUGGCCAUUUCAGUGCUCAUAUAAAUACACAUAUAAUGAUCUUCCAAUCCUAUUCUUCUUACAUCCCAAUAAGAUAUCCGCGGAGAACCACACCCACAAGAAGAUCUACUUCCAAGGGCUGGCAAUCUACACAGGUGUUUACUCUCGGGAAAACCUGCUACAGCUCGUGCUCGGGCCCUUUGGUCUUUCCCUGAAUGCUGCUGUUACGUGGUCCGUCAUCAUCGGCGGGUACUAUCUCUCCCUCUAUGUCGUGGUGGCGCACCUGAUAGUCCAGGUCCUCUCCGCACCUCUUUAUCUUUUCGAUGCUAGCAGCGUAGGAUUCCUCUUCGUCGGUCCCUCCAUCGGUGGCUUCGUCUCGCCUGUCACCAUGGGGCUGAUCUCAGAACCAGUCAUCCGCUUCUGCAUCCGGAAGAACAAUGGCGUUUACGAGCCCGAAUAUCGCCUCCUGUUGUGCCCGAUCGGCCUGUUGAUGGUCGUUGGCUUCAUUCCCGGAGGCCAUGUCGCUCAGAACUACAGCUCUGUCUACCUCGGCGCAUUCCUACACGCCUUGGGUCUGUUCGGCAUCACGUUCGUCCUUUGCCCCGACGCCUAA